Lithohypha guttulata is the source of this 1296-nucleotide messenger RNA. RefSeq names its product Kynurenine formamidase (gene BNA7). The record is from RefSeq and is a predicted model, not a curated record. The transcript has a single exon. The coding region runs from base 1 to 1296 and encodes 431 amino acids. Gene Ontology annotation, molecular function: lipase activity. Lineage: Eukaryota; Fungi; Ascomycota; Eurotiomycetes; Chaetothyriales; Trichomeriaceae.
AUGGCUAAUACUGCCUCCGCCGUCAAAGAAGCUGAUAACCAACAGCACAAGAAAUCUUCUGGCAAGGUUGGCUCAGCCUUCCGCAAAGUGGGUAGAUAUCUGAAAGAUCAAGCUACAGAACAAUCCCACUCAGCUCUAUACCUAUCGCCUCCAAGUCGUGAACCACAGAACGCGAUCAGGUAUCCUUCGCAGACCAACCAUCAACACUUUGAUGAAAAGGAAGACGAUUUAGUCAAGAAAAUUCUUGUCCUGGAUGGAGCAGGGUACUCCCUUGGAUCGGCACCACCAGCAUACACGCCUACUUUGUCGCCUUUCGCAAAUGGCAUGAUGGACGCCAGCGGUACUGAUCUCUUCCGAGACGUGAGGCGUCAUCAAUAUGCCAGCGACAACAUCCUUCAGUCUUACGAUGUGCUUCGACCACAGCGCGACGGCAGUGAUUCUAAUGGCGAAGACAAAGACAAAUACUGGCUAGUCUACAUUCACGGCGGCUAUUUCCGCGACCCCAAGGUCGACAGUACAUCCUUCAGACCCGCUAUCAUACUCCUCGAGGAGGCAAACUCCCACUCCCAACCACAACCACGCUCCAAUUCAAGCACAACAACACACUCCCAGCUCUCAACGACAGCCACCGAUACCAUCGCCGGCUACGUAUCCCUCAACUACCGCCUUUCUCCCCAUCCAGCAUACCCACAAGACCCCCAGAGCACACCCAGCUACACCCUCAACAACGCACGCUGGCCCAAUCAGCCCAACGACAUCCUCCUCGCCCUCCAGCACCUACACAAAACAUACCCAGGCUCAACACGGUACAUCCUAGUCGGACACUCAGUCGGCGCAACCCUCGCAUUCAUCGCCGCACUACAAGCCUCUGAACACACAAUCGCACCGCCAUGUGCCGUGUUGGGAGUCAGUGGAAUCUACGAUUAUCCACUAAUUCACAGGACGAACCCAGGAUACGAGGAUAUGACGAGGAACGCCAUGAGUCCGGAAACAUACGAGGAGGCGAGUCCAGCACUAUAUCCUCUACACGAGUACAGAAAGCGAUGGAUAGAAGUGGAAGAUAGUCGCAACGACAAGCCGAGGAGAAAAGUAGUAGUCCUAGCACAUAGUAGAGACGAUGGACUAGUAAGUUGGGAUCAGGUCGAGGAGAUGAGAAAGGUCUUCAAUAGAGACGGCGCAGAGGAUGACUGCAGGUGCGAACUCGUAGAGUUGAAAGGAAAACAUAAUCAGAUAUGGGAGGAGGGGAUAGAGCUGGUGUGGGCGAUUACGAGGACAGUGGAUUUGUUGCGUUCAUAG